Messenger RNA from Pseudophryne corroboree (corroboree frog), 2905 nucleotides. It is a transcript of the gene DAO, whose product is annotated as D-amino acid oxidase. Gene Ontology annotation, biological process: D-alanine catabolic process; D-serine catabolic process; L-proline catabolic process. The transcript is spliced from 12 exons. The coding region runs from base 190 to 1230 and encodes 346 amino acids. NCBI's taxonomy places the organism in Eukaryota, Metazoa, Chordata, Amphibia, Anura, Myobatrachidae. The record is from RefSeq and is a predicted model, not a curated record. Gene Ontology annotation, molecular function: D-amino-acid oxidase activity; FAD binding. Gene Ontology annotation, cellular component: cytoplasm.
CCUAAACCUGCUGUUUACAGCGCUUUGGAAGCGGUCAGCGGCGUCCUGGUUGCUACGGCAACCGCCGGGCGCAGUAGCUGUGAGGUCAUCAGAUGGCGACCGGAAGUACGGCGGGAAUCUCGCGUCUCCGGUCCCACACUGUGCACUGGCGGGCUUCUCUGGAAUAUAAGGGGUGUAGUUAUCAGAAACAUGCACGUUGCUGUAAUAGGAGCCGGAGUGAUUGGACUUUCCACUGCGCUAUGUAUUCAUCAACAGUACCAGAACUCAGUGCGGCCACUGAGGAUUGAGGUGUAUGCGGACAAGUUUACCCCACUCACUACAAGUGAUGGAGCAGCAGGGCUAUGGCAGCCAUAUCUCUAUGACAAUGGAAACAAGCAGGAGACCCGAUGGAACAAGGAAACUUUUGACUAUCUGCUAAAGUUUGUACACUCCGAGGACGCCCAAGACAUGGGGUUGUUCCUGCAGUCUGGAUACAAUCUUCUGAAGGAGCCUGCACCUGAUCCCUCAUGGAAGGAUGAUGUCCUUGGAUUUCGCAACCUGACACCAAGAGAGUUAGAAUUAUUUCCUGGAUAUAGCUAUGGCUGGUUUAACACCGCGCUGAUGAUUGAGGGGAAGAAUUACUUACCUUGGCUGACUAAAAAAUUAUUAGAGCGAGGAGUCACAUUUAUCCAGAAAAAGGUAGAAAGUUUUGGCGAACUGGCCAAUCUAGGGGCAGAUGUUAUCAUUAAUUGUACAGGCAUGCGUUCAGGGGACCUGCAACACGAUCCAGAAUUAAAACCAGGACGAGGACAGAUUCUGAAGGUACAUGCUCCUUGGAUGAAACACUUUAUUCUGACACAUGAUCUCAAGACAGGCGUAUAUACCACACCAUAUAUCAUUCCAGGGUCUCAGAUGGUCACUCUAGGAGGGAUUUACCAGUUGGGAAAUUGGAGUGAAGAUUCAGUCUCCAGUGAUCAUAAAUGGAUUUGGGAAAACUGCUGUAAACUGGUUCCUAGCCUUAAGAAUGCGAAGAUUGUGUAUGACUGGGCAGGACUGAGACCAGCUCGCAGCAAAGUCAGGCUAGAAAGAGAGCCCUUUGUGUCUGGAUCUGUUAAGAGUGACCUCAUACAUAACUAUGGCCAUGGAGGAUAUGGUCUCACCAUACAUUGGGGGUGUGCUAUGGAGGCUGCCAAGAUUUUUGGGCAAAUCGCUGAAGAAAAGAAACACAGAAUUCCUAAGUCUUCCCUGUGAUCACCAGGGCUUUUCUUCUGAUGGUACUUGUAUUGUAAUUCUUAUAUCUAGUUCUGGCAACUGGAAGAAAUCAAUGAAAUCAUGUCAGAAAUUAAUACUUGUGUGUAGAAUGAAAGCUACUCUAAAUCUUGUAUUAGCGUGUAACUUUAGGUUCAUGGUAAACAAGCACUUGUGAUAAUGAGCAAUAAGCAUAUGUUCUAUGAGAACAUCAUCAGAAUAUCAUUAUCAGCCAGAUAAAUGAUUAGAUUGAGAAGUGUAACUAUUGGGAAAGAUGGGGGUAAAUUUACUAAAAUGGGAGUUCUAUUUAAUAUGGGAUGUUGCCCAUAGCAACCAAUCAGAUUCCAGGUAUUAUCUUCUAGAAGGUGCUAGAUAAAUGAGAAGUAGAAUCUGAUUGGUUGCUAUGGGCAACAUCCCAUCUUAAAUAGAACUCCCAUCUUAGUAAAUUUACCCCAUGGAGUCUUUGUGUGGGUUAUGAGAAAAUAAAAACAGUGUUCUCCCCAGAAAAAUUUGGCAGCCGGGUGACAUUAAGUAGCAGCCAGGUGGGAGCCUUCGUGCAAAAAGGGGUGUGGCCUCACAUGGAAGGGGCGUGACCACACAAUAGUACAAACUCACAUUAUGUCCACACAGAAUGGCCCCUUAUUGCACAUAAUGCCCACACAGUAUGGCCCCUUACAUACCACUGCACAGUAGUAGAUGCUUCUAUCAGGAUACAUACAUCUAAGUAACCUGGUGGCAUUGCCAGCCUGAAGAGGGUAGGUAAACCCACGAAUGAUCCAUGUAAUACACAACUAAACACACGCAAGGAAUCUUACCUGAAGGUGGGGGACAUCUGCCAGCUUAGCCAUAACACCAGGUCAGCUCUGAGGUCCACCAGGAGCUUCAUACCCCCUUCCAGCUUACUAAUAUAGCUGAAGAGAACUUUGUACUGGGGUGUAAAGUAGUACCUCAGCCUGUCCUCCACCUGCAGGACAAUGCCCAGGUCCCUCUUCUGCUGAGCCUGAACCAGCUUGCUGCUGAUUUCUGCCACCUUGGCAUGGUUCAUCCCAAACUCAGCUGCCCAAGCAGCAGCACCCUCUCCCCCUUCUCCAGGGACCUGUAGCACUGGAUGAAGUGCAAGCUCUGCAGCUCAAGGGGCAGGGGCUCUUCUCCUUCAUCUCGUAGGGCGGCAAAGGGGGCACAGACUUGCUCAGGAGCUCCUUCAUGACUGUGGGCGAGGAGCUGACCUUCCUGCAUGAGAGGUUACGUGAGACCAGGAAGAACACUUGCAGGCCAACGUGUGGCUACAGGAGGUGCGAGUGAGGUCAGGUGGCGCGUCUGACAUCAGGGCAUGAGUGGGGCAGCCAAUCGCGGUGAAGAAGUAUUGUGCGUCAGCGUCACAGUGCAGUGGGAUUUUAAGCCAUGUAAAAGUGCCGGGCAGCAGGGUAAUUUUACUGGGCGAACCACCCAAAAAAUAGAGCGUGGAGAGAACACUGAAAGUAAUUAGGUUCGACAUUAAUCCUGCAGGUUCAGACAUUGCUGCAAUAACACCGUAGCCCAGUAUUACUGACAAAUGGACUUAGCAUCUGGCACCGAAGUAUAUCUAUCUGUAGAUCCAUCUGCUAUAUUCAAACCGCAGAAAUCACAGCUAGCCUACAAGCCAACACUAAAUAAAGAACAUUUGUAUUAUGAAAUUAAA